This is a messenger RNA of Trichoderma asperellum CBS 433.97, 762 nucleotides long. RefSeq lists its product as uncharacterized. The record is from RefSeq and is a predicted model, not a curated record. NCBI's taxonomy places the organism in Eukaryota, Fungi, Ascomycota, Sordariomycetes, Hypocreales, Hypocreaceae.
AUGCCCUAUGUGGGCGACGAUGUCCAUCGCGCGACGACAAAACGCAAAUGGGAUCACGACGGCAAUGAAUCCCUCCGAUUUCCACAUCCUAGCUCCAGCGCCGCGGUUUUUCACGUCUUGAACCAACAGACAGCCCCAGAAAGCAGCGUGGACGGCAGUAUUUUGGCGCGCAAGACGCUGCCCCCGACAAAACGAUUCAGAACGAUUCACGACGAUGGCGACUCGCACUUUUCACAUCGGCGAGCCGCCUCUCGCGAGCUAUUAGCGACAACACCCGUAUCGCAAGGCGCUCAUGCCAGCAGUAACGACUGCAAAGGCCCUGUCAAGAUCAACGGCGUGGCCAUCAUGCCGUGCCACGUUUGCCACCGGAGGCCGACCAAAAAAUCCGACCUCGACUCCUUCGCCCGAUGCCAAUCGUGCCAAGAGCAAACCUGCUUCGUCUGCAUUCGUGAAUGCCGACGCCAGAAGAACCUCCACAACGACCCAGAAACGCCUCUCCUUGAAGAGAAUAAAGGCGUCCAGCGAUCCUUUCACAUGGACGAAGACGAAUGCGAGAUGUCUCUAGGCACUUUGAAUACACACGCGCCGCAGCAUGAUGACAGUCGUGCUAGCGAUCGAGAAGGCACAUCUAGCAGAAAUUCAGCCAACAACAACAGCAGCAGCACCCAUCACGCCAUGAUAUGCAGCCGUUGCUGCGUCGAAGAGGGCCCCGAGGGCGAAGUUGUCUGUCUGGGCUGUUUAUCCAACAUGGACACUGCAUGA